Cryptococcus deneoformans JEC21 is the source of this 1146-nucleotide messenger RNA. RefSeq lists its product as hypothetical. The transcript is spliced from 2 exons. Bases 14 to 985 code for a protein of 323 amino acids. NCBI's taxonomy places the organism in Eukaryota, Fungi, Basidiomycota, Tremellomycetes, Tremellales, Cryptococcaceae. The record is from RefSeq and is a predicted model, not a curated record.
CCCCUCCCCCGCCAUGCCCCCCCAGCCACAGCCACAGCGGGACAGCGAUGGCUUCCUCAUGCCAGCGCGCCCGCCAAAGCGCACACAGCUCCGCCCAGCAAACUCGCUUCCCACCACCGCAGACAUCUACGCAGCCAAGCACGGCAUUCCUCUCGACGUGCAGAUGGCCUUGCAGAACGUAGGACGCCGCGGCCGUGAGAGUGUUGCACGGGGCCAUCGAAGCUUUGACAGGACCCAGUCCGUCCCGAACCUCGUCAUUGGCAGCUCUGCUGCGCCUCCAGCGUCCAGCUUCACCUCGACGCACGAUGCCAUGCAGCAUGCACGAGGCGUGAUCAACAAGGAACUCAUGCGUGCGCGAGAGCUCCAGCCCUUUGGCUCUACAUCCUCGACAUCGUCUGAUGUCGAUGCCCUCGCGUUGGAAGGCGCCGAGGAGCACAAGAGGACGAGGAGACUCGUAUUCGGUCCCGACGGCGAGGUCGAGGAGGUUUUCCAGCAAGCGAGUCUCAAGGCUAAAGUCGGCUUUGGAAAAGGUACAAAGAGUGAAGACGCGACGCUUGUCCCCUCGCGGAAGAGGAGGUCUUCCCCGGCCGAGCCGGAUGGCAGCGAUACAGAAACCGACGAUAUCGACCAAGAUGAGGAAGACGAGCUUCGGCCGUCUGUGACCUUUAACACCGUCGAGUCCGUCUUCCCGCCCGUAUUCACCUCCCCUGCAAUCACGCAUCCCGAGCUUUUCGGUCCCCUCCCCGGGUCAAGCAGCAGCGCCGACGUCCCCGAUGUCACGACCACAGCUGCUAGGCCAUUCAAGGGGUUGCCUGUCGGAAAAAGGAAACUUGGUUGGCAAAAGGCAGCAAGUGCCCCAGUCAUUGGUUUACAAAGGUGGGGAGACAUGGACGUCGACGGCGAAGAGGAGACCAAGUUUGAAGCGGAAAACGAGUCGUUGGAGGAUGGAUUCGAGUUUAACAAUUGGGAAGAGGUCGAGUUUUGAGCAUACCCCUUUUUUCCUUUGCAUUUCAUUCUUGUUCCUUGUUGUUAUCUUCUAGUCGGUUUGAAAAGUUUUUGACAGCAGCAUGACAAUUCAUCGUACGGUAUGGAAAUUAAAAAAUAAAUUAAAAUAAAAACAGAUAAUUAGAACGGCUCUUUCGAUAC